CGUUGAAUUCAAUCGCUCGUCAACCUUCGUUCGGCGCGUUACAACAAGCGUAACAAGCAGCAGCAGCAGCAUUCGGUCGCCGUCGCAGUCGCAGCAGCAGCAGCUAGAAACGUCAGCGUCAGCGUUGGCGUUUUGUUGCAACAAUACGAAUUUGUCGGUCGCGCGUCUUCUGUGGUGGUUGCAACCAGUCUCAACGCCAGUUCAGUCUCAUCCCAGCGCUCGUGACGGCAACAACAACGUCCCAGUAUAACGCUUAACGGUAUCUCGUCGGUUUCGGUUUACAUGACGCUGAAAUUCGCGUGCGUGCAUUACAGUUAGCAUAACUGUUUGGCAAACAAAUAAAAAAAAAAGUAUCUCAAAGUUAAGUUGCAACAAAAUGCGGCAACUUGGCAACUGCCGCAAGGCGAACCCGAAAUACGUUAAGUGAACGCGUUUAAACAACAAAAUAAAGUGCUAAACAUAUCAAAACAGCCCACAAGCUAUCAAAACCAAGUUUAGUGACAACUGAAAAAAAAAAAUAAAUGAAUACAAAAAAGCAACAACUGCAUUUAAUUUGCAUUUAAAAUACAAAAAUUCUUUUGAGAUUUUCAAAGUGUGUGUUUCAACUAUAAAAAAAUAAAAACAUAUAUACCAUGCUAUGUAUGUCAGCUAAGGAUAUAAAUAUAUAAAAAUUUUGUAUUGAAAAUUGCAGCUAAUUUUCAAACUAGAUCUCACGGCAACUUAAGAGUUUCUCUCAAGAGUUUCUCACAUGGCGAACGGCAAAGCGCACAACAAAAUGAUGCACAGACUACAAACGACAACAACAGCAACAACAACAAGCAAAUCAAGCCACAACAUGAUGCUCUCCCGCCAGUGCCUUUCCAGCUGCAACUGCAACCCGCGCCUCACUCCCCCCACAUUUAUUCAGAGUCGAACUCGUCGACAGUGGAACCUUAGCCUCUUGGCAUUGAUCAUUGCCAGCGGCGCUCUAAUGCUCAAUGCGCCAACAAUUGCGGCUUUCGAUAUUGCUACAUGCAACAUGCCGCUGGGCAUGGAAUCGGGCGCAAUAACAGAUGCUCAAAUUACAGCUAGCUCAGCUCAUGAUACGGGCUUCGUUGGUCCACAGCAUGCAAGACUGAAAACCGAUAAUAAUGGCGGAGCCUGGUGUCCCAAGCAUAUGGUAUCGAAUGCUCUAAAGGAAUAUCUACAGGUGGAUUUGCUGCAGACGCAUGUGAUAACCGCUAUUCGCACGCAGGGACGCUUCGGCAAGGGUCAGGGCCAGGAAUAUACCGAGGCAUAUGUGCUGGAAUAUUGGCGUCCAGGCUUUGACAAAUGGCAGCGCUGGAAGAACACGCAGGGCAAAGAGAUACUCUCGGGCAACAUCAACACUUACAGCGAGGUAGAGAAUGCGCUGCAGCCGAUUAUAUUUGCCUCAAAGAUACGCAUAUAUCCAUAUGGCAUAUACGAUCGCACUGUCUGUCUGCGCGCCGAGAUCGUUGGCUGCCCCUGGGAAGAAGGCAUCGUAUCCUAUAGCAUACCCAAAGGCGUGCAACGUGGCAUGGAAGUUGAUCUAUCGGAUAAGACCUACGAUGGCAAUGAGGAGGGCGAUCGCUAUGUCGACGGUUUGGGUCAACUCGUUGAUGGCCAAAAGGGCAAAGACAAUUUCCGCACCGAUAUUCAUGGUUUUGGCAAAGGCUAUGAAUGGAUUGGCUGGCGCAAUGAUACGCCUGGUCUAUUGGGUAAACCCGUUGAAAUUGUUUUUAAAUUCGAUACGGUGCGCAAUUUCAGCGCCAUUGUGCUACACACCAACAAUAUGUUCACCAAGGAUGUGCAGGUCUUUGUGCAUGCCAAAGUGUUCUUCAGCAUUGGCGGACGUUACUUCUCUGGCGAACCAGUGCAGUUUAGUUAUAUGCCCGAUACUAUAAUGGAUCAUGCACGUGAUGUGACCAUUAAGCUGCAUCAUCGUGUGGGCAAAUAUCUGAAAAUCAAUUUGUACUUUGCCGUCAAAUGGAUAAUGCUAUCCGAGAUCAGCUUUAUAUCUGUGCCUGCGGUAGGAAAUUUCACCGAUGAGCUGGAGCAGCGCAGCAAUGGGCCAAGUCAAGCGCAGGAUACACGCGAAUAUCCUUUGCAGAGCAACGACUAUCAGCACAAUCAUAACAAAAACAAAAUGUCCAACUCGGUUGUCGGCGGAGGUGGCAACAAUGCUGGCGCCAGCGAUGCCAGCAGCCAACACAACAACAACAACAACUAUAACAAUGGACCGCAACUAAUUGCGCCACGCCCCAUUGAUCAGGAGCCGAACGAGGCGAACUUCAUUGGCGUUGUCAUUGUUGUUCUAACAACGAUAAUUAUACUGCUGGUUGCCAUUAUCCUGUUCAUCGUAUCGAGGACUAAACGCGCAAGGGGCAGCAAUGUCCUCGACGCAUUCCAAUACAGCUUCAAUCCCAACACGUUGGGCGGCAAUGUGGACAAGCAUCGACCCAAUGGCAAUAGCAUUAAGGCAAGCGUCGACGACAGCGACUCGAUUGGCAAGAACAGUCUUUACCACGAGCCCUUCAAUGUGAACAUGUAUACGAGCGGCGUUGUGAACGGCUACGCAGCGGUAAAUGAUUUACAAUGUAAUAUGACGCCAGACUAUACAGAUGUGCCCGAGGGCGGCUAUGCAGUGCCGCAUAUGCAGGACUAUAUGCCUUCGACUAAAAUGGCCAAUGCCGCCGGCGGUUAUGUGAAUGUGCGACGCACGCCGCCGCCACCGCUGAGCAGCAUAUUCCCUCGACCGCCCACUGUGCCGCCACCGCCCAUGGAGAAAUACUAUGCCACCACAGCCAUAUUUAAGCCCAUCAAGGGCGGCGGCGGCGGCGGCGGCUCAAACAGCUCGAAUACCAACACUUGCAGCAGCGGCGGCGGCAAGAGCAGCCACAGCAGCGUAGCGCAGGAUCAGCUGAAUGGCAUUUAUGAUGACGGCAUGGGCACCAUGAAUUCCCAAUCUACAGCGCCCAUGAUCAAUCCUUACAGCAGCGGCAACAGCGCAGCCGCCGCUGAAUUCCAACGCGCGCGCACCUACAAUUUCCGCAGCUAUCCAGAUAAUCUCUAGUUCGAAGCCUCACUCAAGUUGGUUGCAGCCGCAGCGGAGCAAGCAACGGCCGCUGAGCAGGGCGUGGCUAAGCGCACUAAUCUCGCUACCAUGCCCAAGAAGCCGCAACAUCUGAGCAUUGCCAGCAGCAGCUCCAACACGCUCGCCAGCAAGCCCAAAUAUAGCCUGACGCUGCACAACAAGCAACAUGCCACAAACAGUGGCAAGCAUCAUCCCUCAACGUUGCGCGACAAUCAUCAGCAGCGUCAGCAUCUCAAAGCGCUGCGACUUACACGCGACGGCGGCCCGGCGGACUACAAGCGACCCACUGCUGUCUCCCCAGCCGGCGCUUCAGAGGAUGUGGGCGUGCAUUUGAGUCGCAGCUUAAAGCUGGCAACCAACGCAGCUGCUGCUGCUGCUGCUGCAACCAACUGUGAAGCUUCUACGAACUCAACUAAAUUGACUGCGAAUCUCAACGGAAAUGGAAAUGCAACAACAACAACCGCAACAUUAACAACAAAAGCAAUCGACAAUUCCAAUCCGUUGACGAACAGUGUGAUGAGAACACAAAACAAUAGGCUGUGGUAUCAUUGAUGAAAACCCCAAAUUGAAUGGAUUUGAGCGCUGAAACUCUACACGGAUAUACAAUUUGAAUAAAAAUAUAAAAAAUACACAAACAAAAUAAAGCUAAUUACACUUAUAUAGUGUGUAGUACCCGCCACUCCCCUUUAAAGCGGAGAGCACCACGCGUCGAACAAUUGAACCCACUGAUCAAAUGGAAAAAAGUUUAAAAUUAGCAGCGCAAAGUAAAGGCGAAUUAACUAGCCAACGACAACGCUACAAACUUGCAUACAAACUGUAAAUAUAUAUAUCUAGUAUAUCAUGGCAAAAAUAAAAAACAAAAAAACGGUAGUGAAAAAUGCAUAUGUUAGUAAAAACGAGCUGAAUUUUUAAAGAAAAAUAUCUGCGAAAAUGAAAAUGGGCACUAGUUUCUCAUAGAUCAAAUGCAAUCGAACAGAAUAUAAUAAAAAAAAUAAAAUAUAUACAACUAAAUAUAUAAUUAAAAACAAAAACGAAUUUAAGGUUUAGCAUUUAGCGACACUUAUUGUUUAUAAAACGAAGCGAAACGAAACACACACGAUAUAACUAGCAUAUAUAUAUAUAUAUCAUAUACACAUAUAUAAUAAAAAGUUCAACUGAUUUUUAGUACCUUUCUGAACACUGCAAAAAAACAAACUAAACUGUAUAUGCCUGUAAAAUCCCACACUAUAUGCCUACGCCCCCCUACCCCCCACUGUAAAUUUCUGUGUAUAAAACUUAGAGAGGUAUCCGUGAGAUACUCGUACUUCGUACAUAGAAUUGUUUGCUUUAUAACGAGCAGAUGGUAAUGCCGCGUCAAAAAUUAUGUAAAGAGACGUCGAUGAUGAUGAUGAUAAGUAGAAGAAGAAAAAUUGUAAUGGAAUUUAACGGACCAAGAAGAGCGUGCAGAGCGUCGUCGCCGAGAACCCAAUUUAAUGGAAUGGAAGUGUUUUCAUCAAUGAUUUGUGAUUAAUUAUUCAACAUAUAAUAAUUCAGUUCUUAAUGCUAUACUUAAUUUAUUGCAAAUUGUAAUGCCCCAACACAAAAACUGACUCUGACUAUAAA
Drosophila busckii is the source of this 4696-nucleotide messenger RNA. RefSeq lists its product as uncharacterized. The transcript has 13 exons. Bases 749 to 3073 code for a protein of 774 amino acids. The record is from RefSeq and is a predicted model, not a curated record. Lineage: Eukaryota; Metazoa; Arthropoda; Insecta; Diptera; Drosophilidae.